AUGGAAAGGCAAAUGUGGCGCCUCAAAGGCCAAGGGGGUCCCUCUUGGCCGGUGAGCCCGGACAUGUUCGAGAGCAAUGAUUAUCUGAGCGUCGACCUGGAGCAUCCUAGAAAGGCAGCAUUAGUACGAGUCUUCGUCGAGGAUGACCUAGCCAGCACUGGAACUGCGUUCAAGUUCGCCUGUGUGGGUUUUCGAGACUCAGCCGCUGCUAAGAAUGCCUACGAAUACAACGGCCGCAUGAUGCAGGAAGGCGGAGAUGAUAUCGUUGCAAGCAUGACGAAAAGAUGA
This is a messenger RNA of Fusarium fujikuroi IMI 58289, 288 nucleotides long. RefSeq lists its product as uncharacterized. The transcript is spliced from 2 exons. The coding region runs from base 1 to 288 and encodes 95 amino acids. Lineage: Eukaryota; Fungi; Ascomycota; Sordariomycetes; Hypocreales; Nectriaceae. The record is from RefSeq and is a predicted model, not a curated record.